Fonsecaea erecta is the source of this 2337-nucleotide messenger RNA. RefSeq lists its product as hypothetical. The record is from RefSeq and is a predicted model, not a curated record. Bases 1 to 2337 code for a protein of 778 amino acids. The transcript has 2 exons. NCBI's taxonomy places the organism in Eukaryota, Fungi, Ascomycota, Eurotiomycetes, Chaetothyriales, Herpotrichiellaceae.
AUGACUACUCCAAACCGAUCCUCAGGCCCACGACCUGAUUCUCCUUCCUCUCCCUCUGAAUCACAUCAGCGUCGUCACAACUUUGCCCAGUUCUUCCUGCCUGGUGAUCCUGGCUGGCCCUCUAGCCCGUCCAGCUCAUCUUUCAGCUUAGACCUGCGUGCUCAGACAACUGAAUCCAUCAACGACUCUGGUUCUACCUCAGCACCUCAAAACUCACACCUUGCCACAGCUGAUGCUAGCAACAACUCUGUCCCUGCUUCAGGAUCUCAACAUUCAGGCCUUUCCGCAGCUGAUCCCAGUCACAAUUUCAUUUCUGCCUCACCACUUCAAAACUCGAACCUGUCAACAACUGAUCCCAGUGACGAUUUCGUGUCUGCUUCACCACCUCAAAAUUCAAACCUUUCAACAGCUGAUCCCAGUCACGAGUUUGUUUCUGCCUCAACACCUCAAAGCUCAGCCCUUUUCAAAGCUGAUCCCAGCAACGAUUUUGUUCCUACCUCAGCUUCUCAAAAUUCAGACCUUUCCACAGCUGAUCCUAGUAACGACUCUGUUCCUGCUUCAAGUUCCCAGAAUUCAGACCUUUCUGCAACUGAGUCCAACAACGACACUGUUUCUGCCUCAGCAUCUCAAUACUCAACCCUUCCAACAGCUGACUCUAGCAACGACUCUGUUCUUGCUUCAGCAUCUCACGAUUCAAACUUCUCCACAACUGCAGCCCUCAUCGAACCACCUCUUGGCCUUCGUCGUGUGCACGCAACCACAGACUUGAAUUCCUUGCCAGAGUAUCCUCGGGUCACGGGUUCUCCUGAACGUGAUCUCAACUCUGCAAUCGUCACAUCACAAGGCGAUUCACUUGAUCCUCACAAUCAAGCAAACAACGCAUUCACUGUCACUUCAAGUUACUGGACCGACGAACCAAGUUGGGGUUUCGCGAACAUCCCAGGUGUGGCAGUGAAUUCUUCACCCGCGAACCGAGAGCGCGAAACCUCACCCAACACACAAAACUCUUCAACCUCUUCCAGCUCUGAAGACUCUCUCGACUCAUCUGAUGAAGAAGCUCUAAGCUCAGUGACAACAUAUGACAACUGCUUUCUAUAUCCAUAUUCAGAUGAGAUUGGCUUUGAUCACCCAGACAACUCCCCAGAAGCUUGGGCUGCUUUCCAGCAAGAAUUAGCGCAGCAGGGGAUCCAAAUCACAACUCCAUAUGAUCGCAAUUCCACUCCACCUCCUCAACCUUCACUCCUCCAACUGACAAUUGAACGAAUCAUCCGUGAAGAGAUCCUUGCCACCCCCUCAGCAACAGACAACAACGCAUUCAACGGCCAUGUGAUUGAAGAACUUGACGACAGCAAUCAAACCGCGUCAGAUGAUCCGACCAAUUUGGAGACAAGCCAAACAAACAAUUCCACAGAAGGACAAUCUGCCGCACCUAUCAUUCCACCAGGUCUUUCGGAACUUGACCAACGUCUCAUCCAAAUUCCGUGGAACAGAGCUCCUGGCCUUCAGCCACGUCCACUUCUCGACUACGACUUUGAAGUGACUGCAUCUCGACUUGUCAACGAAGGCAACGUCACUGUCGAUCCUCCACGCAUCGUCAAUCCUCUCUUUCCGCGUCCUGGUCAGGUGGCCAACACAGUUCAAGCUCCACGUCCAAGUGACGGUGUCAUGACCCGUCGCCUCCGUCACGAGGGCCAUCGUGCCUUCACAACAACAACAUCAUCCAUCCCAAUCAACGAGGAUGGGCCCCGUCGUGCUGUGACGGACUCCCAGGUCAUGGGAGUCCCACAGUUGCGGCGGGUGGAGCGGUCGCCAUCCCUGCGCUCCCUGGCCAGGAGCGAGGAGGCCGAGGCGAAUGAUGCCGACGCCUGGACGGAUGCGUCUGAGGAGGGUGAGGAUGAGGUUGGGGCUCCGGCCCAGGAGCAACGGCAAGCUCCUGAGGACCACUGGUCUUCAGGAGACGAGGAGAUGGACGAAGGGCGCGUCAACCUUGACGAGGUUGACGCCCCGGUUGCGGAGCAACUCCGUGCCGGGCUCGCUCACUUGAGUGAGGCCCGUGUCGAUAUCGACGUCCUCGACGGCGAUCUCCCUGUUGGCGCCUUCCGAGGCAACCCAGCGGCUAUCCGUGCCCGCGCGGGUCUCGCCACUGCAGAGGGCGAGAUCUUGGGCGCGGUUGGUCAGCUGUGGCGGUCCCUCGUGGAGGCGAGGGAGGUCGCCGUCGAUGCCCAGGAGGGGAUUCGACAGCUCCAAGACGAGGUUCGCCGCCUCACAACUGAGUACCUUGCAGCUCAGAUCGAACUCGCUCUCGCAAGAGAGCAAGCUCGUGACGAGCAGCAGUGA